AUGGUUCGCUUCUCAGAAUCCUUUAAGCUCUUUGAGACUCUGGGCAUUCCAGAAACUGCCACGCAAAUCGAGGUUAAAGCGGCUUAUAGACGGAAACUGCAGGCAUACUUUUCCUAUGAGAAUUCAGCAUGUCGCAAAAAAGACGCCAUUAAAUACUGGAAGGAAUCAGAGCGAUAUUCACCCUACAACCUCCUAGCAGAACCAGGAUUUUCCAAGAUGCGACAUGCAUACAAUAUCCUUUCAGACCCAAAAUGGCGAUGCCAGUAUGCCGAUUUCGUCGCGUCUGGAGACCGUCUAUACAGAUUUUCGAUGCCAAAUCCUGCAUCAGGCGGCAUGCUUAUGGCUCAAGGAGAAAUAGACGGCCAAACGGUCAAUGCAAUUCCCGAUACUGGCGCUGGCUGCAACUUGAUGUCUUCUUCGCUUGCCAAACGACUCGGUCUCGAGCCACCACCCGGCCUGCCAGAGGCUCAAGACACAGGUCUUCGAAUGGCCAACGGCAAGUCCAUCAUGAGCGCCGGUACCAUCAAUGCUGUAUGGAAAUUCGCAUACGAUCCUGAUAAAUCCUGGAACAUCGCGUUCCAGGUCAUCAAUGAUCUCGCUCAUGAUGUUAUCCUAGGAAGCGAAUUUCUCACAACUUCGGGGACAAUGAACCAGUACCGCGCCCGUUUGAGCAGAGCCCCUCGACCUCCUUGGGCAAAAUCUUUUCUGUUCACAAGCAGUGUUGGAUCUGUUAGCCAGCGGCUUCAAGGUAGAAUCGGCGAUGUUGCGGUCCUGGCACUUGCCGACUCGGGUUCCGAGUCGAACCUCGUCUCGUCCAGCUUUGCACGCCGCCAUACGAAUUGGCAUGAUACCAUUGAUUGGAAUGAUCAACGCCUUUUGCGAUUUCCUGACGGGAACGUGGAAAAGACAAUGGGUUCUGCAUGGGCACAUUGGGCCUGCAUGGGCCAGUCGGACACUCCCCUAAGCCGUGAUGAUGCGGCCUUCCGUUUCCACAUUCUUGACAGUUGUAUCCAUGAUGUCAUCUUGGGUCAGAAUGCGCUCGAAGAGAUUGAAGCCUUCACCAACCAAACCGCUUCGUUCGUGGAAUCCAACCAAGGCCCAGAGCCGGCGGAUCUCAACUUGGUCAUAUGGGUGCCUGCCAAGGACCCGAAGACGGACCAAGCCACGAAUGCUGGCGCCAACCCUCAGCAGAACCAGCAGACCUCGAACGAGCAUUCGGAGAUUCCGCCCCAAAGUCAGACUUCGGAAAGUCUUCCAGACCCGGGAGUAUCGAAUACCUCUAUACCCCCGGCUGAAAAAGAGACGGAAUACUCAUGGUGGUAUAGAAGAUUGGCGGAGCGUAAGCGGCAGUUUGCCGCUCGGCGACACAUUCUACAAAUGUCGCCGGGCCCCGAAAGAGAUGCUGCUACUGCAAAGGAACAAGAGAUGCGCCAAGUCUUUAAGGCCAGAGAGAAAACAAAACUGCCCAAGCAGGCGCCUCAGCAACCCAGGAGAUUUGAUAAUUACUCGGCGCUAGAAAUGGAAGACGAGGCUUCGAACAACCACGACGAGCGCAGGCUGCGGUUCUUCUCUCGCUGA
Molecule: messenger RNA, 1578 nt
Organism: Colletotrichum costaricense
Lineage: Eukaryota; Fungi; Ascomycota; Sordariomycetes; Glomerellales; Glomerellaceae
Exons: 2
Coding region: 1-1578 (525 amino acids)
Source: RefSeq, a predicted model, not a curated record